Messenger RNA from Myxocyprinus asiaticus (Chinese sucker), 5091 nucleotides. RefSeq names its product protein FAM83G-like. The transcript is spliced from 5 exons. The coding region runs from base 794 to 3061 and encodes 755 amino acids. Lineage: Eukaryota; Metazoa; Chordata; Actinopteri; Cypriniformes; Catostomidae. The record is from RefSeq and is a predicted model, not a curated record.
GCAAGCAACACAAAAGCACCACAGGGCUUUAUAUUAGACAAUAAAGUAUGACUUUAUGUACUGUAGACCAAGAGACAAAACAUUAAAGAAACUGCGAAAGUUUCCAAAUCGCAACACUGUGGACUUUUGGUGCAUGCACAAGAUCAUAUACAACGUGGACUUUAUGUCAAGCUGAUCGUUAUUUUACGCCUCGGUGAUAUCCAAGACUUAUUCUUUCGUAGAAGAUCCUGAACUCCAGUUGGAUUAGAUGAAGUCUGUGACUGUGCUUUGUGUAUGCAUGUGUGUUUUGUGCCCCUCCUUGUCAGGUGACUGAGGUGUGCCUAAUAAUUUGAGUCUCUGGAGAUGCUUUGUUCUAUUCUACCUGCCGGUUUACUGUAAGCUGAUCUCUGGCUCUGCGUAUUGAACUGCGGUCUGUACUCAACUAGGACUCGGCUUCGGGGAAAACAUGAUCAAAUGACACCGGAAGCCUUGGACCGAUAGUUUUUAUUUUUGGAAAAAAUAUCGCGUUUAUUUCUAUGCGUAAACGCGCUUUUGGUACUGGAGUUAUAGCUGAGCCGCGCUAUUUGGGGACAGAAUAAUUCACGAUAUCUUUUCACCAUGGAAACGCUUUAUCGCGGGCCGUUAGUGGAUUUUUUUCUAGCCCUGUGAAGUGCGAAAAAAAACUUUAUGGCUUGGGGGUUCGAGUUUUUGUGUGUGUGUGUGUGUGUGUUUAGAUGCUUUUUGUAAAAUAACAUUUUAAGAAAAAAUUAAUUCACUUUUUUAAAUCGAAGAAUUCGGAUAGUGUUGCCGCAUUAUGGCUCUCUCACAGGUUCAGUGUCUUGAUGACAAUAAUGUGAACUGGCGUCUGAACGAAUCCAAACCGGAGUUCUUUUACAGCGAGGAACAGCGGUUUGCGCUCGAAGCGCUCAUCACCAAAGGACGCGACGCGUUUGACAGCUACGUGAAAGAGCACGAACUGCGUCCUUUCCUUUCGGAACCGGAGUUGGAGCAGAUCCGCCGGACUACAGAAGAUUACAAACCCGGUUCUGAUCACCAAAAACUGAAUGGCACGACAGAGGGUGAGGACAGUGCGGUAUCUUUGCAGUACUGGCCGGACCGCUCUGAUAUCUCAAUACCGAAUUUGGACCUCGGAUGGCCCGAUUGUAAUUCUUACCGCGGAGUGACGCGCGUCAACGUGUACACGCAGCCGCCUGUGGACGGACAAACGCAUAUAAAAGAGGUGGUGAGAAAGGCCAUUGCUCAGGCACAGAAGAUGAUAGCGGUAGUUAUGGAUGUUUUCACGGAUGUGGAUAUUUUUAAGGAUCUAAUAGAAGCUGGAUUUAAGAAGAAAGUGGCUGUGUACAUUAUUAUAGACAAUGCAUCUGUACAGGAAUUCCUAUUUAUGUGUGAGAGAGCAAACAUGCACAGAGGACACCUCAAUCAUCUGCGGGUGCGAUGCAUCGGUGGUGUGGAAUUCUACACUCGCUCAGCUCAGAAGGUGCAUGGCUCGCUGGGUCAGAGAUUCAUGUUUGUGGAUGGAGACCGUGCUGUGUCCGGUUCAUACAGUUUUACAUGGACUGCUUCCCGUCUGGAUCGUAACAUCAUCACAGUCAUGACAGGUCAGGCUGUGGAGACAUUUGACAAGCAGUUCCGUGAGCUAUACCUGAACUCUCUUGGGGUCAACCUCUCCAAGAUCCCAAUGGCAGACCCACCAGAGCCUGAGCCUGCCCCAAUCGCUGUUCCUCCCCCUGUUUCUGUAACUGUCGCAAGAAAACUCAUUAACCCCAAAUAUGCAUUGGUAAAUGCUGAUGCAUCUAGCAAAGCCUCUAAGGACAAAGCUAGUGCCAAGAACAGUAACUCCCCGAAUCCAGUGGUCCUGAUUAAGAAGCCCCAACGUGAGUUACCGGAGAAACCACAAAUGCAUCCAGGACUUGUAGGCUUGCCAAAGGCGGAUCUCAUUCCUUACUUGCCCAUCUGGCCUGAGCCAGACCCACCCAGAGAUGUUAUUGGGUUUAUUAAUAUUCGUGACACAAGCAAGCCAGCACCGGUGCAUUUAAUGCGCUCGCAAAUGUUUGAAACAUCGAAAGCAAUCCGCUUCAAAAACCCUUUCAUUGCCCCACCUGAGGAACUACCAGAAAGGGCAAGUCCCCGACCUAAAGCAACACCUUCAUCCAAGACAAAUACUGUAGUUGCAAAUGUUCAAUCGAGUACCCAGCCUCCAAAAGAUAUUCAACCAGAGACUAAUUCGAGCGACAUCCUUCAAGAAGCACCAGCGAAUAUCUCCCAUUCAUCAACCACCCAAUUGCAUGAGCCCAGUCCCAACCCUUCUCCAGAUGAGCAGCAGCCAAACCAUAAACACAUGCAUUCCUCCUCAGAGAACCAAACUGCUUCAGGAUCACCCGUUCCCAAGCCUCGUACCUUACAGUUGGUGAUCAAUACACCUGAGGGAUCUGGAGAUGCUGAGAUCAGUUUAGUCAGAAGAGAGGACAUCCAGACAAUAAACCCAAAGGGUACAAAUACGGACACUCAUGAAAAUCAUGCUGACAUCACCAUUGUGACUUGUGCACAUUCAUUAAAGGACAAAGAUGAGAAUUCCUCAACGUCAGAAGAGGAUUUUGAGUGCACAGACUACGAUAGCGCAAGUCCUAGCGACAAGCUCCCUAACGGAAUAACGGGUUACGGACGCACUGGAGACCACAGCCCUGACACGUUUAAUGUGAUGGCGAGGUUCUCUCAAUCCAUGCUGGACUUGCGAUCAGAUGACAUCAAGCCGGAGUUACAAAGUACCGCAGAGAAGAAUCUCCUUAACUUGCAGAACAGAGGCAAAGCAAAGCUUUAUCAAAUGGCCUCCAGGUCACCAGUUCGAGAAACUUAUGGCCGGGCCAAAGUGGUGAUUGCUAAACCUGGAGUGUUCCACAGACCACCAAAAAGCAGUGGUCAUGUGAUUGGGGGUCACAGAUACUGGCAGGGGAAAAUGUGCAUCCCUGAACGUCCCCCAAGUGGAUCAAGCCAACAAAACCCAAACCGCACCGGCCGGUCUCCUAAAAGGCACAGCCCUUCCUGUAAGAUAGAAGGACUGUGAACCAGCCAAUCACCUGUUCAAUGGCUCAUGCACUCAAACUCUCGCUCUCCCGCUCAGCGGGGCUCUCAAACAAAAUCUCCAUCGCCAUGGAGACAAGUUGAUAUUCGCACACCAACAGGAGUCUCCUCAUCCUCACUCUCCAACUUCAAACACAUUCGGGGGAAGGUUCCAGUGAACACAUCUGGAUUUGGCUUGGAGGAUAUAUUUGUGCCCCCCCCCCCCAAAGAAACACAUCAACAUUGUAUUGAUUACAAAAGGAAUGAACGUGCAAUGAUGUAGCCACCAGUUUUCAUUUGCAUAGACUUGGAAUCCUUUAAACUGGAGUUUAACUGGAUUUUUAAACUGACAGCAGUGUUACAGAGGCAAAAAUACAUUAAAGUUUGAAAACCCAGCGCACAGAGCUGGACUGUGUAUGUGUGUGGAAAUUAAAGUCCCACACUUGUUUCUAACAGCCUGACUCUUUGUUGUCAUGUGCUUAUAAGCAAUCUGGACUGCAAGACAUUUGGUGGUGAACUUGUGACCAUGGUGAUGGCACUUUCACAUUCACCGCUAUUAUUGACUAAUAGUGUUUCAGAUUAAGAAGAGUUUGGAAAUGGUUAAGAUACAAGCCUGACCAACACAUUGAGCUAUUUGGGAACACUUUACAUGAAGGCUUAAUUUGUUAAAAUUAGUAAAUGCUUUAGGUGUCAUGAACUAACAAUGAUUUUUUUACAACAUGUAUUAAUCUUGGUUAAUGUUAAUUUAUCAAAUACUGUUGGUCGUUGUUUUGUUCAUGUUCAUAUUAGAGGUCGACCGAUGGUGGAUUUUGCUGAUACCUAUAACUAAGGUGGUGGAAAAGGCAGAUAACCGGUUUAUUGGCCGAUAGUUUUUAAAAUCGAUUUAUAAAAUGUUAACAAAAAUGUCUUGGUAUUUCCUUCUUAAGACAGGCACAGACAAGAGUCCAAAAUGAAUAAAAUCCCAUAUGCAGUUUAUUGUUCAAUCAAAAUCCCAAUAAUAAUCUGAUUUGGUGCAGAAUGUGGGACUUUUAACUGUAAACAAGCCCAAAAAAGAGGCUCUUAUUUUGCAGAUAACUGAUAGUUCAUGAAAAAAAAGAACUAUCGGCACCAAAUAAUCGGUAAAACCGAUAUAUGAGUCCACCUCCAGUUGAUAUUGCAUUAACUAAUGUAUACAACUAUAAAAAACAUUUUUUUUAUUAUUUGCUGAAAUUAACAUUAAUCAAGAUGUGGAUGUAAUCUAUUGCGUUAACUGAUGUUAACAAAUGCAACCUUAUUGUAGUGUUACCAGUUCUUUUACAAAUGCACACACAUACGCACAUUCUGAUAUUGUGUUUACAAUUGUUCUCUUCAAUUUAAUUGGAGAUCGUAGUUACAAACUAGUUUUUGUAUUUACACAUUUUAUCAUUUCCCUCCCUGUAAUAUUGCACAUUUUCAUUACCUGUCAUUUUAAUGUUUAUCUUAAUUACAGUUGACAUCUGAAACAUUUUGCUUUUAAGUUUACAGAAACCAAUCAGAUGCCAAGAUUUGUAUUUUUAAGAAGCUAGUCUGCACACACUGAUUCCUACAGAUUCUGUAAGGAUAUACUUGAAUCAGAAACUUUUUAAAUGGACACAAGAUUCCAUAAGCUUCCGUCAAUAUGGACCUUAGUCACUGUAGACACAAUAUUUAAUGUAAUGCAAAUGGGAACAAAGCUGGGAGGGAUAGAUGUACUGUACUGUGUACUCAAACAGAUGUACUGAUCUGUAUCUUGGUGAAAACGUACAUUUUGUCUUUCCAAAAUGCUUGUCGUCCAGAAAACACAAAAGGAGAUGUUACUUUCAUUGUGUGGAAAAAAAAUGCAAUGAAAUUGAAUGGUGACUGAGGUUUGAAACAAUAUGAGGGUAAAUGAUGACAGAAUUUUCAUUUUUGGGUGAACUUUGCCUUUAAGACUGCAGAACCUUUUGAUCAGACAGUCUAGCAUUCACAGCUGUGUUUUCCUUAAUGUCAAAUUAAAUAUGGAGUAAACUCUGACUAAAGUUCAGUAGUGGAAUGAAA